Dinoponera quadriceps is the source of this 476-nucleotide messenger RNA. It is a transcript of the gene ATPsynE, whose product is annotated as ATP synthase subunit e, mitochondrial. NCBI's taxonomy places the organism in Eukaryota, Metazoa, Arthropoda, Insecta, Hymenoptera, Formicidae. Gene Ontology annotation, molecular function: proton transmembrane transporter activity. The coding region runs from base 46 to 309 and encodes 87 amino acids. The transcript has 3 exons. The record is from RefSeq and is a predicted model, not a curated record. Gene Ontology annotation, biological process: proton motive force-driven ATP synthesis.
GCGAGUACUCACACGAGCAUAGAGCGGCUUUCAUCCGUGUGCAAGAUGUCGACCGCCGAGCUGAAUCCGAGACCUCUGCGGGUUUCUCCUUUUAUCAAGUUCUGCCGUUGGAGUCUUCUCUUGACUGGAAUCGCAUAUGGUGCAUUCUUCCAGAGCAGAUAUAGUAAAAAAGAAAUUGCUCGCAGAGAAGAAGAGCUGAGACUUAAACCUAUACGUGAUGCCAAGUUAGCUGAAGAAAGGAGGCUGAGAUUGAUAGAGGAACAAAAAAUAAUUCAGGAUUUAUUGUAUCCUGCCAAACCCGCUGCUUAAAUUUACUUAAAUUUGUUUGAUAUUAGUAUGUAUGUUAACAAUUGUAAUUGUUACAAAAUGUUAAUGUAUAUGUAUCUGUGAGAUAGACAACAUAUUAUCUCAACAUUAAAAUCAGUCGAUGAAUCGUAUAUUGUACAAAAAUGUCUAAUAAAAAUCUGUGAAAUUUA